Messenger RNA from Lampris incognitus (smalleye Pacific opah), 5270 nucleotides. It is a transcript of the gene carm1, whose product is annotated as coactivator-associated arginine methyltransferase 1. The transcript is spliced from 16 exons. Gene Ontology annotation, biological process: peptidyl-arginine methylation. Gene Ontology annotation, molecular function: protein-arginine N-methyltransferase activity. NCBI's taxonomy places the organism in Eukaryota, Metazoa, Chordata, Actinopteri, Lampriformes, Lampridae. The coding region runs from base 6 to 1751 and encodes 581 amino acids. The record is from RefSeq and is a predicted model, not a curated record.
UGAAGAUGGCGGUGUCGGUGUUCCCCGGCGUGCGGCUCCUCUCCAUCGGAGACGCGAAUGGAGACAUACAGCGCCAUUCCGAGCAACAGCCGCUGAGAUUGGAGGUGAAAACCACACAAGACGCCGCCCUGCUCAAUCUCUCAAAUGGAGAUGAGACGUGUGUGUUCAAGUGCUCGGUGUCUCGGGAGACAGAGUGCAGCCGUGUUGGGAAGCAGUCCUUUAUCAUUACACUGGGCUGCAAUAGCGUCUUGCUGCAAUUUUCCUCACCUGCAGACUUCUCGUCAUUUUAUAACGUCCUGAAGAACUGCCGUGGCCACAGCUCUGAAUGCUCUGUCUUCAGUGAGAGGACUGAGGAGUCCUCGGCCGUACAGUACUUUCAAUUCUAUGGCUACCUCUCACAGCAGCAGAACAUGAUGCAGGACUAUGUUCGGACCGGGACCUACCAACGGGCUAUCCUUCAAAACCACAGUGACUUCAAGGAUAAGGUGGUACUAGAUGUCGGCUGUGGCUCAGGGAUCCUCUCCUUCUUUGCAGCACAGGCUGGUGCCAGGAAGGUUUAUGCCGUCGAGGCCAGCACAAUGGCACAGCAUGCUGAGGUGCUGGUGAACAGUAACCGUCUAGGGGAGCGCGUGGUGGUCAUCCCUGGUAAGGUGGAGGAGGUGUCACUGCCUGAGCAAGUGGACAUCAUCAUCUCAGAGCCCAUGGGAUACAUGUUGUUUAAUGAGCGCAUGUUGGAGAGCUACCUGCAUGCUAAGAAGUUCCUCAAACCCAAUGGUAAAAUGUUCCCCACCAUUGGUGACGUCCAUCUAGCCCCCUUUACAGAUGAACAGCUUUACAUGGAGCAAUUCACCAAGGCCAACUUCUGGUACCAACCCUCCUUCCAUGGUGUAGAUCUGUCUGCCCUGCGGGGUGCUGCAGUGGACGAGUAUUUUCGCCAGCCCAUUGUGGACACAUUUGAUAUUCGUAUUUUGAUGGCUAAGUCUGUCAAAUACACAGUCAACUUCCUCGAGGCCAAAGAAGAGGACCUUUACAGGAUAGAGAUUCCGUUUAAAUUUCAUAUGAUGCACUCGGGCCUGGUGCAUGGCCUAGCUUUCUGGUUCGACGUGGCAUUCAUGGGAUCAGUGAUGACUGUAUGGCUGUCGACAGCACCCACAGAGCCCCUCACCCACUGGUACCAGGUACGCUGCCUACUCCAGUCACCCCUCUUCACCAAGGCGGGGGAUACGCUGUCUGGUACUGCACUUCUAGUUGCUAACAAGAGACAAAGCUAUGACAUCAGUAUUGUUGCCCAAGUGGACCAGACAGGCUCAAAGUCCAGCAAUCUCCUGGACUUGAAGAACCCUUUUUUCAGGUACACAGGCACAACACCUACUCCCCCACCUGGUUCACACUACAGCUCCCCCUCUGAAACCAUGUGGAACACUGGGGGGGCCUACAGCAUGAGUCAGGGAAUGGCUGUGUCAGGUAUGCCUGCAGCAUAUGACCUCAGCACAGUUAUUGGAAGUGGCUCAGCAGUGUCCCACAACAACCUUAUCCCCCUGGUGAACUCUGGAAUUGUGAACCACACCCACUCGAGGAUGGGCUCAAUCAUGAGCACAGGAAUUGUCCAGGGAGCUACUACGGGCCAGUCAGGUCCCAGCAGCAGCAGCACUCACUACCCAGUAACCAACCAGUUCACCAUGGGGGGUGCAGCCAUCUCCAUGGCCUCACCCAUGGCCAUCCCCAGCAACACCCUGCAUUAUGGCAGUUAAAAGAUCAUGCUCAAGACCUCCUCAACCCCCAACCUCCAACGCAUGACAAGACCCCCCUGCCUGCAAUGGAGCCCCUUGAUCCCUCCUCAUCCUUGUACCCCCACCCCCAUCAAAACUGACCAACUGCAGCCAAAACCAGUAUACCAAAACCAGUGCUGUGGAGGCACUCCCCCCCCCCCUUCAUUUUCCGCUACUAUGUCCAUCACUUUACAACAAGUCCUAUGCUCUUGUAUCCGUCCUCUCCAGCUGCAGGUUCUUAUCUUGCCAUCUGAGACCUGUCCACCUCCGGUAUCUUUUUUUUACCCCUACCCCCCUUGCUCUCACUCUCCUACUUCCUUCAUUGACUGGGACUGCCACAAACAACAUAUGCACACAAAAACUCUUGUCGAAGACAAGCUGCACAACUGUACAGCAGGAGUCAUCUCCCUCCUUCAUGGUUUCCCUUGCUCCCAACAUGACCCCUCACCCACACCACCCUUCCACUCCUCCUCCCGCCCUGCUAGUUUUUUGAAGUCCCUCCUUUCUCCGACUGUCCUCUAAAAGUCUACACAUGACCUGCAAUGAAAUGACUCUUAAUUUGUCAAGUUAGACACUAGAGACAUUUUCAAUGUCCUCAUCGACACACAUAUCUAUGUCGCCAUCUUGGUGUUUCAUAUCACAACAUCAGUGCACCUUUCCAUCCUUCAGAGGACACGUUUCUGUGUGUUGUCAGCUAAAUGGACAGAGACCAAUUCAUGCCAGACAAGACCGUUUGUUUCAACCCUGCCUUUUGCACAAGCAGUGGUUCUCCGUGCUGUUUUUUUUUUUGUGCUUUGUUUUUUAACUUGGUGAAAAUUGGUAGGUGUCCUGAUGUGUAGGUCAGCCUCUCCAGAACAAGACUCUAGAAAAGUAGAUCAUUUUUCCCAAAAUUGUAGAAUUGAACCUGCAUUUCUGAUCAAUUGACUUCUGAAGCCAGCGAUCUUUUAGCCAAUGGAUACUUCUUAGCUCACAGGAUGCUGCUGAAGGCCAACCCCUUACUCUCCAGCCAAGUUGGCAAUUUGCCAACAUAGCUUUCUGGAACAGGAGUGUUUUAAGUAUGUUGGGGGAGCCCAGAACAGAUGGCAGAUGGACAGACAGUAUCAACUGGUGACCCCCAGGUGUUGGCUGGCCAGCCACUGAAGUUAAGAAGCGUCCAAUCCGUUCCUAACUUUCUUCCCCUGUUCCCCCCUAACCCCCUCCCCCCGCUACUCCUCUUUGAGGCCAUGAGACUGUCACUGAGAGACUUAAUGGUGAGGCUUGUGACAGAAGGAUAGUCUCAAUUCUGUGCGUCAUCUUUUUACCACCUUUUGAUUUCAAAACACCAUGACGAGCCCUCUUUCCCCCUUUAUCAGGCGAGGAGAGAAAGACAUGAACAUGUAUGCAUUGCUUCCGGUCUCACAGUUAAACUGCUCAUUUUUAAUUAAUGAAUUAGCUAGCUUUAAGAGAGAUGAGAAAAAAGAAGGAAUUGCCUCUUUGUAGAAUUAACCCUUUGUCUUUUCUUCUUUCACAAAAAAUGACAAAUAAUUAAAAAAGUGGAAAAAAAGAAGCAACUUAAAUGUUGAAAUGUCCCAAAAACAACCCUACAAUUGCAUCUUGUAAUUUUUUUUUUGUAACUUUUUUUAAAGGCUGGUAAAUAGACUCAGUAACACGCCAUGUGGUAGCUAGAUUGUAGAGCCCACAUCCUUUUUUUCCCCCCAUGACAUUGUUAUUUUAUGUAGUCAAUGGUGGCAUCCACUGUCCACUGAAAAGUGCAUGAGGAAGCCCAUGUGUUGUGUCGUGUGUUUGUUUCUAUCUGCCAGUAAUAAUACUUUUAUCAUCUCUGACAUUGACUCCUCUGCUCCAAGGGAGAAGGCGCUUCAUGUCUGUAAUUUUGACUUUGGCAUUGUGGGUGAGUCUUGGACAGCUCAGCGUCAGUCCUCAUGUGUUUGACUGAGCAACCUGGGAUGUCAGAGGAGGCCAUGUGAAUGUUUUAAACUGUUUGGACGCUUAGUCACCACAGGUUGGUAUCUCAAAAUUAGCUUUCACACUGACAAACCUGGAAGCAAUAGGUUUGUGUGUGUGUGUGUGUUUGUGUGUGUGUGUUGGGGGGGGGGGGUUGUCAAUUGAAAUAAUUAGAAGGGUUUCUAUGAACAGGGACAAUUGGCUUUUUUUUUUAGUAAAUUACGUUCACUGCAAAUUAAUACCCCUUUCUUAAUUUUGUCCAUAUCUGUGCCCGCUCCUGUUUCCCCCCCACAGGUCUUAUUAAGAUUGCAUUUGCAAUAUGUUUAACAUAAGAUUUCUUUCUUAUUUUCUGACCCGGUCAGACUCGCAGAGGCUGCUACACUUGUUUGUUUGGUGUAGGGGUGGAAAGCGAGCUUGCAUCUGAGCAUUCGAGGAACCACAUUUCGUUCUCUGAGUGAGAAGUGUGUUUGGCAGCUCACUGGUAAGCACCAUGACUCAGCCAUUGAUGGAAAUUCUUUAAUUGCAAGUUAACUUAAACAACUUGAUAUAUUUGGAUUUUUUUAUAUGGACCCCACAUUAGGGCCCCGGUAUAAAGCGAUUGAACCCCGAUUCUGUCAUUAGGUCUGCAACAAUAACUAUAUUUCACCUCACAGUAGAUUGCUUCAUGAGUGACCAGAACCAUCAAAGUUACAUACAAACUCUGGGGGUAGCUCGUUAAGUAAACUGGGAUGAGGCACUGGCUGCAGCACCAACCAGCAACUUAACCCCAACACUGACCAUGUCACAGCAGUGGAGUGGUCAUUACAAUGGCUGGAUUUCACAAAACGACACGAUUUUAACAAAAAUGACUCAUUUAUAAACCAACUUAAAAUUAUCUGUGCAGUUAAAAAAAUAAAAUAAAUCCAUAUAACUGUCAUCAAGUCACAGGGAAAGCAGAGUUUCCCUGUGACUUGAUGUGACAUGUUGCUGCAUGGUCAAACUCACUGUUGGUUGAUUACAACUUGAAGACUAACGUGUCCUCCCAGUACCGGCUGAGCUCCAGUCUUCCUCUCGUCUCUCGUGGAAAGUCUUCAGAAAUAGGACGUCAAACUGUCAGUGAUCAGUCGGCAAUACCUUUUAGCACUUCUGACUCGUCUGUAGACAAAAGUACUUGGACUUGUGUUCGGGAAAGCACACCUAUGGCAGAAUUCAACCAGCAGGGGUGGGGUGUUGGCAGAAUUAUUAAUGCAAAUGUCAUAUUUACAAAGAAAUGUUUAGAUUUCAUCCCAGGGUGAUGUCUUUCAUUGAAAAUGAAGCCAUAUAUCUCAGGUUUUCGCUCAAAUUCUUUUACGUGUGCCGUUACUUUUUAAAUGAAAUGUGUCAAAUAUUCUCAUUUAAACUAACUGACCCCAAGUGGUGAAAAAGUGAUGUCAUGAUGACUGUGACCUAUGGGCUCUUCAAUAUUUACAGGCUCCAUUUAGUUUGAGCUGAGGUUUUUCUCAAGCUUAAAUGACUCAAUGACUGAUAAAAGUGCAGACUGUCGGCCAACAUUGAAUGUAUUUCCAGUCAUUAAAUCCAACA